AUGGCGACUAAAAAAAGGGGAGGUACUAGUAAGUCACGUAAACAAACUCAAAGAACAAAGAGUAAAUCAAAGGAUAUAUUGGGUGAGCUUGUGGAUGAAAGUCAAUCAAAAAGUCAACCUUCGAAAAGUAUAUUUACAAGAGACAACAGAUUAUCAAGUUUAUUUUCAUCUCAAGGGGGAUCACAAAGUACAAAACAAGCAUCUAUUUCUUCUGAUGAUGAUUUAUUUAUACGGAGAGAUGUAUCCCCACUACCCAAAAAGAGAAAACUAAACACACCAAUAACUCAAUUUAGUGAUAAUGAUAUACAAUAUAACUUUAGUGAUUCAUCAGAUGAUAUAUUCAAAGCUCAAGUUUCCAAAAAACAACCAAAGAAGAAAUCUCGAAAACAAGAUAACCAAUUAAGAUCACCACUUGGAGAAAAUGAGCAAGAAUUAGAACCAUUUAGGAAAUUAAAUAAAGAAAUACAUCAUAGUCAAAGUCAAAGUAAAAAUGAAAGUCAAAGUAGAAGUCAAAGCAGAAGACUGUCAUAUUACAAUCGUGGGAGAAGAGUAAGUUCAAUAGGUGGGUUUGAUGGUGAACCACAUCAAGAAGUACCAUCAACAUCAUAUCAUAAAUAUAUUGAUAAUUCAGUACCAGAGUCCGAUAGAAUGAGACAAUUACUUAUAUGGAAUUUGAAAGCAGAAUUAGACAUAUAUGAAAAAGAAAUGAAAAAUGAACAAGCUGAUUUUCGUAUUGAAGAUCACACGGUUUUUAAUAUAGCAAGAACAAUAAAAGAAGAAUUGAUACUGCUGUUGAAAGAUUAUUCUAUAUCAAUUGAUUGGAAAGAUACUAAUAUUAAUAAUUCUGACAUUUUAUUACCAAAUCCUCAAAAUCAAACUAAUUUGGAAAAUAUAAGAAUUUAUUCAGAAAAAAUUGAAGAGCUAAAAAGAGAAAAAUUAGAAUGGGAAGAAGCUUUUAAAAAUCAAUCAUUACCAAUGAAUAAAUUGAACAUUAUACCCACAGACGAAGUACAAGUCAAAGAAUUCUCAAAUUAUGUGGAAGAGACUUAUAAUAUUACAUAUGACAACUUGAAAAAUACUAUUCCUUGUGUUGACAAACUAUAUUUUACAGGUUAUCAAAUGGAACAAGCCACAAAAUUAAUCGAAUCUGAGAGAGAUCUAAUGAACAAGAAAGUUUCAAAUUAUAUUAAUAAUCUAACAAUACCACCAAAGGAACCAUCUAGUACGAAAAAUUUGUUAAAAGCCAUAUGUAAAUUGAAGGCACAAUAG
This is a messenger RNA of Lodderomyces jiufengensis, 1269 nucleotides long. RefSeq lists its product as uncharacterized. Gene Ontology annotation, biological process: mitotic sister chromatid segregation; cell division. NCBI's taxonomy places the organism in Eukaryota, Fungi, Ascomycota, Pichiomycetes, Serinales, Debaryomycetaceae. The transcript has a single exon. The record is from RefSeq and is a predicted model, not a curated record. Bases 1 to 1269 code for a protein of 422 amino acids. Gene Ontology annotation, cellular component: MIS12/MIND type complex.